GAUUAUUUUAAAAUUAAAAUAAUCCCAUUUAUUUUAGAGAAAUAAUCGUCUGCUACCUUGUGUAAAGCUAUCAUUACGUGGCAAUCGGCAAACCUCGGUCAUUAUCUAUAGAUUGUUUACAUCACGCUGGUUACCGUGUUUAUCUUAUCAUUUCUAUAUAGAGCCGGGUUUAAAGAGUUAGCUGUUAAUAAUAUAAAAGCCCGAGUUUCUCGUGCAACUUUCUCAGUUUUUGUUUGACGACGAAGCAUUAACACACUCAAUUAGAGUAAGCUGAAAUUUAUUAGCCAUGCCACGAGGUCGUACACGCCGAAGGAUUCAACCUUCGAGAAGAGAAAUGGCCAUGCGACGUAGCGAGAGAGGACGGGCAGCUUCAGUACCUGAAAUUCCUCUAGGGGAGCGUCGUUUGCAGAGAAAUGCACGAGGGACCGUCGAAUGUCAACAAAAUUCAACUCCACGUCGUGCAGGUAGAGCAGUAGAUGAUUGUGGUAGCGCCCAGCCCCAACAGAGUCAAGAGCACGUGCAGGAUAACCCGCACGUCGAUGCCAGACAAUCGAGGGGUCAGAAGCGCCAAGCCGACGAAUUGGACGACAUGGUGGAUGUCAGGCUUCUAGAGACUGAAGCGGAUGUUUGGGUCCUGGGUGACUCGAUCCCGUUCUGGGCUGGACAGCGGGCAAAGAAUACAGGAAAGCCUAAUUUGAGAUUGAAAGAUUUAACAAUAGCCUGGUGGGGUGUUCGAGGCCUAAGUUGGCAGUCUUUCCGUCACUCUAUUGAAUCACAGGUGUUAUUUUCUUCACCUCCAUCCAUUAUUAUUGUUCAUUUAGGAGGUAAUGAUUUGGCAGAUUUACCUAUUUUAAAUUUGAAAGAUGUUAUUCGGGAUGAAAUUUUUUACUUACGUGAAGCUUUCCCUACAAUGGUACUAAUUUGGGUAGAUAUAUUACAGAGGCAGACCUGGCAUAAUGCCACGGGGGGUUGGGUUGCUAUGGAAAAUAAACGCAAACGAGUUAACAGGAUAGGCCGUCAAUUAGUUCAUUCAUCUGGUAAAAGUGACACAAUUAAGCCAGACAUUGAUGCUAAAACUGCAUUUUUUCGGGCAGACGGGGUUCAUCUCAAUGAUAUUGGUUUGGAAUUCCUCCUAGAUUACUUCAAAGAUUCUAUCAUUAAAAAUGUACCAGUCUCCCAAUAAGAAUUUGG
Messenger RNA from Ruditapes philippinarum (Manila clam), 1191 nucleotides. RefSeq lists its product as uncharacterized. The record is from RefSeq and is a predicted model, not a curated record. Lineage: Eukaryota; Metazoa; Mollusca; Bivalvia; Venerida; Veneridae. The transcript has 2 exons. Bases 287 to 1183 code for a protein of 298 amino acids.